CCCCUCCACUUCCGGCACCGGCUGCGGUGAGCCCCGACUGUCAUUCGUGCCCGGUCGAUAGGGGGGUGCGCGGCCGAUGCGGUCAUGGCACCGAGAGCGGAUGGCUACCAAGUACUCCCACCGUUCUCCUAAGUUUCUCUCCAGUGGCGUGGGAGGGGAAGGGCGGGCCUUCUGCUUCGUCUGCGUUCCCCACUCCCCCGCACCACAGAGACGUAGGCCUCCUACGUCCUAGCCUUCCCGCCCUGUUCCCAAGUGCCUGCUAGAGCGUCUUCUCGCCGUUUCCUGUCGCAGGGGCCGGGAAAGGAAGAAGGGGGACGUAGCACUACAGCUGAGGGAACUCACGAGCCUGGGUGGCGCGCAGACGCCGGAAGUGUUGGGUGGAAGAGCGGAAGUGAGGGGGCGGGGCCAGGAAGUAAGGAGGGGCGGGGGUUUAUGAGGAGGCCAAGGAAGCGUUGGGGUAGAUUUGCACUCAGGGCCACCUGAGGGACUUGGCGAUAGCGUUCAGCUUUUUCCCUUGCCCGCGCAGAGACGCGGUUGUCGUCUGGGAGUAGGGAACUCUGUGUGGAGGGGUGGGUUGUCGGAAGAACAUUUCUCUGGCUGCGCUUGAGGCGAGCUGUGGAGAGGCAGGGGUGGGGGUGGGGCCGGGUAGCCCGGGCGUCUGAGAGGGAAGACCCCCCCGCCCCCCUCCCAGCCCCCACCGUACAUCUAAACUGGCUGACUGGACGCUAAGAUGGCUGCCGUUGCCAUGACACCCAAUCCUGUGCAGACCCUUCAGGAGGAGGCGGUGUGCGCCAUCUGCCUCGAUUACUUCACGGACCCUGUGUCCAUCGGCUGCGGGCACAACUUCUGCCGAGUGUGUGUAACCCAGUUGUGGGGCGGGGAGGAUGAGGAGGACAGGGACGAGUUAGACCGGGAGGAGGAGGAGGAGGAGGAGGAGGACGGAGACGAGGAAGAAGUGGAGGCUGUGGGGGCCGGCGGGGGGUGGGACACCCCCAUGCGGGACGAAGACUAUGAGGGCGACAUGGAGGAGGAGGUCGAGGAGGAAGAGGAGGGAGUUUUCUGGACCAAUGGCAUGGGCGGGUCUAAUUGGGACAACAUGGACUACGUGUGGGAGGAGGAGGACGAGGAGGAAGACCUGGACUACUACUUGGGGGACAUGGAGGAGGACCUGAGGGGGGAGGAUGAGGAGGACGAGGAGGAGGUGCUGGAGGAGGAUGAGGAAGAGGAGCUAGAUCCCGUCGCCCCACUGCCUCCGCCUCCUGCUCCUCGGAGGUGCUUCACCUGCCCCCAGUGCCGAAAGAGCUUUCCCCGGCGAAGCUUCCGUCCCAACCUGCAGCUGGCCAACAUGGUCCAAGUGAUUCGGCAGAUGCACCCAACCCCUGGUCGAGCGAGCCGUGGGAACGAGCAGGGCAUCUGCCCCAAACACCAAGAAGCACUGAAACUCUUCUGUGAAGUGGACGAAGAGGCCAUCUGUGUAGUGUGCCGAGAAUCCAGGAGCCACAAACAGCACAGCGUGGUGCCAUUGGAGGAGGUGGUGCAGGAGUACAAGGCCAAACUGCAGGGCCACUUGGAACCUCUGAGGAAGCACCUGGAGGCUGUGCAGAAGAUGAAGGCCAAGGAGGAGAGGCGGGUGACUGAGCUGAAGAGCCAGAUGAAGUCAGAGCUGGCAGCAGUGGCCUCAGAGUUUGGGCGGCUGACACGGUUCCUGGCCGAAGAGCAGGCAGGGCUGGAGCGGCACCUCCGAGAGAUGCAUGAAGCCCAGCUGGGGAGAGCAGGAGCAGCGGCCAUCCGCCUCUCAGACCAGGCUGCCCAGCUGAGCCGCCUGUUGGCAGAGGCCCAGGAGCGCAGCCAGCAGGGGGGCCUGCGGCUGCUCCAGGACAUCAAGGAGACUUUCAAUAGGUGUGAAGAAGUACAGCUGCAGCCCCCAGAGGCCUGGUCCCCUGACCCGUGCCAACCCCAUAGCCAUGACUUCCUGACAGAUGCCAUCGUGAGGAAAAUGAGCCGGAUGUUCUGUCAGGCUGCCCGAGUGGACCUGACGCUGGACCCUGACACUGCUCACCCAGCCUUGAUGCUGUCCCCUGACCGCCGUGGGGUCCGCCUGGCAGAGCGGCGGCAGGAGGUUGCUGACCACCCCAAGCGCUUCUCGGCUGACUGCUGUGUACUGGGGGCUCAGGGCUUCCGCUCUGGCCGGCACUACUGGGAGGUAGAGGUGGGCGGGCGGCGGGGUUGGGCGGUGGGCGCUGCCCGUGAAUCAACCCACCACAAGGAGAAGGUGGGCUCUGGGGGGCCCUCUGUGGGCAGCGGGGAUGCCAGCUCCUCACGCCAUCACCAUCGCCGCCGCCGACUCCACCUACCCCAGCAGCCUCUGCUCCAGCGGGAAGUGUGGUGUGUGGGCACCAAUGGCAAACGCUACCAGGCGCAGAGCUCAACAGAGCAGACACUGCUGAGCCCAAGUGAGAAACCGCGGCGCUUUGGCGUGUACCUGGACUAUGAGGCCGGGCGCCUGGGCUUCUAUAAUGCGGAGACUCUGGCCCACGUGCACACCUUCUCAGCUGCCUUCCUGGGCGAGCGUGUCUUCCCCUUCUUCCGGGUGCUCUCCAAGGGUACUCGCAUCAAGCUCUGCCCUUGAUUGGCCUGCCACCCGCAGGGGCCCCUCUGGUCCACACUGGGGGGGCGGGUGGUGGUGGAGGGUGGCCCACAAGUUCAGGGGCUCAAAAGCUCCUUUCCAAUGUUUGUUACUGCGUUGCUUCCCGCUCCCCCUUGAUCCCAGGCCCCUGCUUCUCCCUCUAGGAGCCUAAAGAACCUUCCUGGCCUCCAGCUCGGCCUUCUCUCACCUACUAUGUCUGUCCAACAGGUCUGCAUGGGUCCCUGAUAAUGAGAACAGCUGCCUGGCCUUCCUCCCUUCUGUCCGCCCAGCCCAGCCCAGCCCAGCCCUUGGGGUCAGAGUUUGAGUGGGGAGUAGGGGAAGGAGGAUUUCAUUCCUUAACUUCCUUUUCCCCACUCAUGUCACUUCUGAAGCUGGAGGGUUUGGGCAAGACUCGUAACAUCCCCAUAUCCCAAUUCCAUUUUCUGAUGCAAGCUUUUAGCAAAGGGAUUUGGAAGCUGUUUUGGGGAGGCAGGCUGGGGAAAAGGGUAGAGCUGGGUAAUAAAUGUCUACUCUCCUGGGGAAUUGGGAGGGAUUCUAAACUUUCCUUCCUUCCCCUAUUUCUACCUCCAUAGACCGGCCAGAAUUUAACUUCAAUGAGAGAUCUGGAGUGGUCGACAUGAUUGAACCUACAUACCAUUACACCAUCCAAUAAAUUAUUUGCUCCCCCUUCAUUUUUUCCAGCACUCAAAUCUAGGAGCAAAGCUUACCCUACUCCCACCCCUCCAGGUCUUUCACUGCCAGGCUCCUUUCCCCUUUGUUCAGUGGAGUUGCUUAAUAUCUCAGUUUCCAGCCUCUCUCCAUGCCUUCAGUUCUAUUCGGCAAGCCGAUGGGGCGCUUGGGGACAGGGGUUUGGAUCCCCAUGAGGGGAGCCUUGGGUAUAAUCUAUUUUUCUAGUAACCCCUUGCCUUCUGUCACUUAUCAGCUUUUGCCCUCUGCUUUGAUGCUGAGGUCGAUUCAUGUUCUAGGGGAAAGGGAGAGGUGGGUUGUGUUGUGGAAAUGAGUAAAAAUUUAUUUGCUUCU
Molecule: messenger RNA, 3667 nt
Organism: Trichechus manatus latirostris (Florida manatee)
Lineage: Eukaryota; Metazoa; Chordata; Mammalia; Sirenia; Trichechidae
Gene: TRIM41
Product: tripartite motif containing 41
Exons: 6
Coding region: 731-2629 (632 amino acids)
Biological process (GO): protein ubiquitination
Cellular component (GO): nuclear body
Molecular function (GO): protein binding; zinc ion binding; ubiquitin protein ligase activity
Source: RefSeq, a predicted model, not a curated record